UCUCAACCCCACUUUCUUUCUCUUUUUUUCAAGUGAUAAUUUAACCACAUCUCCCAACCCUAAAAACUUCUCCUUUUUCCUUUCCUUUUAUAAAAACCUUACCAUUCCCAACUUCUUAAUCCCAAUUUCCCCCUCCCCCUUUUUUCUCUCUAACUCCAUGGAUAACCAUCGCUCCCCUGUUUUCACUUGGGCCUAUUUCUUGCAAGCCAAUAACAUUGAUGAGUUACGCCAUUCACUUUUAUGCACAACUCUAGAGCUUGAACAAACUAGAAUUGCUGUUCAAGAAGAGCUUAAGAGAAGAGAUGAUCAAGUUUUUCAUCUCAAGAAUCUCUUGAAUCAAGCCAUUAAAGAGAGAGAUGAAGCUAAUAAAAAAUGUGAGAAUCUUCUUCUUCACAAACUCUUCUUCAAUCAACAUUCUGCUCCAAUUUCCACCAUUGAUGACGACCCCACCAAAGCAUUUGACUCACAAAAUGCUUUCUCUUCCUCCGAUUGCGACGAGAGCAUCGUAUCUGUCUCAUCUCCAGUCCCCCCACCGCCGGAUAUCUCCGAUUGGAUCUCUGAUAAGCCAUUGCCGGAAAAGGGUAAGCUCUUACAAGCUGUCAUGAAAGCCGGUCCGCUUCUUCAAACUCUGCUUCUCGCUGGACCGCUUCCUCAGUGGAGACAUCCUCCGCCGCCGCUUGAAUCUUUCCACUUGCCGCCGGUUGCAAUUCCACAUCCUCCGCCACCGCCGCCGCUGGUACCUGUUCAUUCUGAGGCUACUCAUUGUGGGAUUGUUAACAAGAAGAGGGCUCUGUCUUUGUGUGAGGAAUCGGAUACGUUACCGGCGACCAAAUUCCAAAGGCUUGUUUUUCACUGACUUUCAACCAAAACAACUUAGAUUAAUCUUACAUAAUUAUAUAUUAAAUUAGAAUCAGUCUCAAAAAAAGAAGAAAACACAAAAUGGGUCAUUUUUUGUGACUUUAUUUUGUAUAGUUGUUUGUUCUAUAUAUAUUACCCCCCAAAACAAAACCCCUAGUUUAGUUAGCUUGGAGUAACUCAAAAAAUGGGUUCUCUCUUUCUUUCUUUUUCUUGGCCUCUCCAUAGAAAUUGUGUGAUAUGUGACGACAUUGAUAUAGGAUGUAGCGUAGCUGAUCUGAGAAUAGUUGAAUUGAUUUAAGUAUUAGUAAAUGUGGAAUGUACGGAUUUGUAAUAGUAGUUUUUUUUUAUAAAAAAAAUAGUGAAGUUAGAGUGAUAGUUUGAUUAGGGUUUGGGGGUAUUAAGAGAGAUUGAGGAGUCUUAAGAUGUGUGGGGGAGAGUAGUUGGGGAGGAAAAGCAUAUGGUCCUACAUAUCAAGAAGGAUCUUUGUUGUUUGUGUGAUUUUGUAUGGAUUUGUAUACCAAAAAGAUUUAGACCAAGUUUAAUUUUAUUGUAUUAAUUCAACUCUCUUUUCUUA
Molecule: messenger RNA, 1432 nt
Organism: Cucumis sativus (cucumber)
Lineage: Eukaryota; Viridiplantae; Streptophyta; Magnoliopsida; Cucurbitales; Cucurbitaceae
Product: formin-3
Exons: 2
Coding region: 158-856 (232 amino acids)
Source: RefSeq, a predicted model, not a curated record